AUGGCUGUUGAAAAUACUAGUCUGAUUACCGGAUGGAGGCAGGGUCUCAACUGGAAGAACUUCCUCACAUGCAGUUCUCUCGCAAUGGCGCUCCUGACCUGGGGCUAUUUUGCAGGGAUCAUCGCUACUACAACGACCAAAACUUCCUUUUUGACCUACAUGAAAUUGAUUGACGCGAAUGGAACAAGCACGCCAGGAUCGGCCGCAAAACUCGGCGCCAUGAACAGUAUUUUCCAAGGUGGUGGGAUCUUGGGCGUCAUUGUCUUCGGGCUCAUGGCAGACCAUAUUGGUCGCAAAUGGAGCAUUAUCAUAUGUGCCAUCCUUGCGGUGAUCUCGCAAGCUAUUCUAGCCGGCUCUGUCAGCAUAACCAUGUUCCUUACAGUUCGCUUCUUUGUCGGUAUGGCGGGAUACGGCUUUAUGCCGGUUCUGUCUGCAUAUAUCGCUGAACUUGCCCCGGCUGCCAUGCGUGGCAUCUACGUGGGUAUGUGCGGAGCUACCUGUGCGUUUGGUUUCGCCCUCUCAUCGUACAUGGGAGUGGCCUUUUGGUCGACAAAUGAUGCUGUCCAAUGGCGCGUUCCUCUAGGGCUCGGUGCCAUCAUUCCCCUAAUCUGUGGCAUCAUCUAUCUGUGGGUGCCCGAGUCUCCACGCUACAGGCUUAUGCAGGGCCGGCGAGACGAAGCUUUGGCCAUUGUUAUGAGCCAACACGGACAACAUGGCCACUCAGACUUUGCUCGAGCCGAAUUUUUUCAGAUGGAGAGACAAGCUCAGAUGGACAUGGAGCAGGACGCUUCUUGGAGUCUUUUCCUCUUCAAGCCUUCGGUCCGCAGGCGAUGCAUCAUUACCUGCGCAUUGGCAUUUUUCGCUCAGAGUACAGGGAAUCUAGUCGUUCAGAACUUUGGCCAACAAGUCCUCACCUCCCUCGGUUACGGUGUCUACUCCCAACUGUGUUUCCAGGCAGGCUGGAUCACCGUCUCGCCCAUCUUCAACGUUAUCGGCUCUAUUGCCGCCGACUAUUUUGGACGGCGUCCACUUCUCAUGAUCGGCCUCGGUCUCUGUAUGACAUGGCUUUCCAUUCAUACUGCUAUGGUUGCUUUAUACGCAGGAGACGGAACAAAUGCCGCCGGCUUGGCAACGGCCGUUGCUAUGUUCUUCCUAUUCAAUGCUUCCUAUGCUCUUGCCGGGGACGUGUGCGUCUUCAUCAUUGUGGGGGAAAUCUUCCCCAACCACCUUCGAGGACGCGGCGCGACUAUUGCCUUUGUGUCAACCACCUUGACCAACUUGGUCUACCUUCAAGCCGCACCCACAGGACUGAGAAAUGUCCGCUGGAAAUUCUUCUUGCUUUUUAUCGCCGUGACUUUCUGUGGCAUUCUUUACGUCUACUUUUUCGUGCCCGAAACCAAGGGUAUUGCUCUCGAGGAGCUGGCCGAGAUCUUUGGUGAAGACGUAGCCGUCCAUGCUAGAGAUAUUCAUGUCGACCACAGCCAAGUCCAACUCGACCAGCAAGCUGCCGAUGGGACCAUCACUACUGAGAUUGUCAUUAAAAGUGAGAAGGGCACGGUACACAAGGAGGAUGUGGCUGAAGCUUUUUGA
Molecule: messenger RNA, 1590 nt
Organism: Fonsecaea multimorphosa CBS 102226
Lineage: Eukaryota; Fungi; Ascomycota; Eurotiomycetes; Chaetothyriales; Herpotrichiellaceae
Exons: 4
Coding region: 1-1590 (529 amino acids)
Biological process (GO): carbohydrate transport; transmembrane transport
Cellular component (GO): membrane
Molecular function (GO): carbohydrate:proton symporter activity
Source: RefSeq, a predicted model, not a curated record